UCAAGAGUGAAGAAGAAGAAGACCCACCAAUCCACCCCUAGAAAAAAUCAACCACAAUCAAUAAAAACCCAACUUCAUGAUACUCACGUUCUUCUUCUUCUUCCUCCUCCUCUAUUGAAUCUCAAAACAAUAUUAUUUUACUCAUUUCUUGUUCAGUUAUUCUUACAAUCAUGGCAGAUGUUUCUUCUUCUUCUUCUUCUUCAUCUUCACAAGCCCAUGAGCCCACAUUAUCCCAUAACGUAAAUCAAGAACCAGAAGAUGAUGAUGAUAACAAUAACAAUAAUGAUGUAAUGAACAGGGAAAAUAAGGAUGAUGAUAAUAAUCAGUUGUCAUUAUUAGCACUUUUGUUGGCUCUGUUUAGGAAAUCUUUCUGGGUUGGUUCUAAUUCUGCAGUGGCUCAAGAAACUGGGAUGGAGAUUGGAUGGCCCACUGAUGUCCGCCACGUGGCACAUGUUACGUUUGAUAGGUUUAAUGGGUUUCUUGGUUUGCCUGAUGACCUUGAACCUGAAGUGCCCAGAAGAGCCCCUAGUGCCAGUGCUACUGUUUUUGGCGUUUCAACCGAAUCAAUGCAGUUGUCAUAUGAUUCCAGAGGAAACAGUAUCCCUGUUAUAAUCAUGCUUAUGCAACAAUGUUUGUAUAGUCAAGGUGGUCUGCAGGCUGAGGGUAUUUUUAGAAUUAACGCGGACAAUAACCAGGAAGAACAUCUGAGAAACCAGUUGAACAGUGGCGUGGUUCCGGAUGGUAUCGAUGUACACUGUUUGGCUGGUCUUAUUAAGGCAUGGUUCAGAGAACUGCCGACGGGGAUUUUGGAUCCGCUUUCACCUGAGCAAGUAAUGCAGUGUCAAUCAGAGGAAGACUGCACCGCCCUUUGCCGCCUUCUGCCGCCAACGGAAACCGCUCUUCUUGAUUGGGCCAUCAAUCUGAUGGCUGAUGUUGUCCAACACGAGCAUCUCAACAAGAUGAAUUCGCACAAUAUUGCAAUGGUUUUCGCCCCAAAUAUGACUCAGAUGGCGGAUCCACUGAACGCGUUGAUGUAUGCAGUUAGAGUAAUGAACUUUUUGAAAACAUUGAUCUUGAAAACCCUUCGUGAACGACAGGAUUCGGUUGCUGAAUCGUCUCAAGCCUCACCACGAGAAUCACCGUCGGAUGAAAACAGCGAUCAAGGGCCUGGAAUGAAUCCACAUGCGCAACAAAAUCUUGAUGAAAAUGAAGAGACAGGACACGAAGAUGAUCAUCUUCGAAACAUAACUGCCACAGAAGAAUCUGAUGGACCCGGGUUGUGUAAUUCACCUGCUCAAUCUCCACCCAUCGAGCCAAAGACCCACGAGGUUGACCAUACCCAUAAACCCAAACCGGUGGCUAAGUCAAGUGAUCCAGAAAAGAUCAAACCGGUGGCUUUAGUCUCCAAUCAAAGUUCUGUAAAUUCUCAAACCGAAAAGAUCGAAGCAUCACGUUGAUUGAAAGAGAUGUUUGUAUGGUAAGAUAUGUUCUUGCGAUUUCGAUUUCGAUUUCAAAUCUGUAAAAAACUCUGAAACUUUGUUUGUUUUUGCAUAGAUUUUUCUUGUCAGUUGUAAAUUUACUAAAUAACCAUGUAAGAAGCUUUGUGUUUUGGUA
Molecule: messenger RNA, 1614 nt
Organism: Helianthus annuus (common sunflower)
Lineage: Eukaryota; Viridiplantae; Streptophyta; Magnoliopsida; Asterales; Asteraceae
Product: rho GTPase-activating protein 5
Exons: 5
Coding region: 171-1457 (428 amino acids)
Biological process (GO): signal transduction
Molecular function (GO): GTPase activator activity
Source: RefSeq, a predicted model, not a curated record